CAAAAAGAAAGAAAGAAAGAAGCAACGAAAUUCAACGGCCGACCAUAGUGAAUCGCAUCGUCGUGAUUGCGUUCAUUUUUUAACAUUUUUUAUCACAUUUUAACCUUGUGAUUUUAACUCAAAAUACAAAUAUUUUGGUGAAUUCGACUUCUGGCGGCGUGUGUAUCAGAUUUGUGUGUGUUUUCAGCACGUUCAUCGUGCAAAUAAUAACAAUUUAGAUUGAACAAUAUUACGUGUGGAUUACUUUUCAUUAGCGUAGUAAAGAAUAAUUGGAGAAACGGCGGCAAAAUAAGUUUCCAAUUUAGAAUCGAUAAUAUCGUUGAAAUGUCGAAAGCCAAGAAAUUAUCAUUACCCAGUAAUGACUCAACAGAAUUUUACAAUUAUAAACCGAAAGACUUGAUUUGGGCAAAGAUGAAAGGCUUUACACCAUGGCCGGCAAUGAUUGUUGAACCCUCCAUCGAUCUUUUGAAUCAACCGCGCAAAGCUAACACAAAAAGUGUGUUUUUCUUUGGAACACGAAAUUUCGCUUGGAUAGAAACGAAUAACAUAAAACCGUUUGAAGGGCCUUGGAAAGCCGAAUUAGCAAAAGUUAAUAAGCCUAAUUCGUUUCGUCAUGCAAUGGCUGAUAUUAAUACUUAUAUUGAAGAUCCCACAGAGGUUGAUGCGGAGGUCAGCAAAAAUACGAUCAGUAAUCAUUCCACUGAGGCAGACUUCGAUAAGAUUCGCGACGGAUUAACGGAUGAUGAUACAACAAAUGACAUUCGUGGCAUUGAUGAUGCUGAUAAUGGUGUAGAGACCAUAACCGGUGAUGUUGCGGUUGAUUUGGAUGAUGUACAGCCUUCUUACAAAACCCCUGUCAAGCGCACGCCCAAAGCCAAAUCGAGCGCUGUAGCUACAAUCAAAGCAAAAUCAUCUGUUAGUGGAACUGUCGCUAAAUCAUCAACAAAACGACGUCGCUCAUCACAAACCGCAAAUAGCAGCUCAAAGCGUAAACGAAAUUCGUCAGUUGGUGCCCUUGAAGAUCUAAAUGAUUAUAUAAAUCGUAAAUCUACGACAACACCACCUUCACGACGUAAAAUAAACCCCGAUGCUUUGGCUCACAUUGGCAGCACAUCGCGGCGCAAUGUUAACUCAAUCGCUCUACUUGAUCGUCCGGUAGUAUCACGCCCGGAAGCGCAAGCAAUUGAUAUGAAUGCGCGUUCCCAAACUCUAGCAGAACGGGACAUUACACCAUCUCAAUUGACUUUUGGUUUCCUGGGUCUGGGGAUCAUGGGUUCAACCAUUGUAAAAGAUUUGCUAUGCACCGGCCACAAAGUGGUCGUCUGGAAUCGCACAAUGUCAAAGUGUACACCGUUCGCCGAAGCUGGUGCUGAUGUCAAAGGCACACCUAUGGAUGUAGUUGAAGCUUCAGAUGUUAUAUUCUGUUGUGUUUCAGAUCCAAAGGCAUCCAAAGAUCUGGUAUUUGGCAAUUGUGGCGUGUUGGGAGUUAAGGAAAUGAACGGUAAGGCCUAUGUUGAGAUGUCGACAAUAGACCCUGAAACUUCGCAAGACAUAGCUGAAGGAAUACAAUCUGCAGGCGGGCGUUAUUUGGAAGUGCAAAUACACGGCACACGACAAGAGGCCGAAGAUGGUAUGCUGAUAAUUUUAGCUGGUGGAGACCGUUCAGUCUUUGAAGACUGUCAUUCUUGCUUCAAAACUAUUGCCAAAAACACAUUUUUCUUGGGCGCAGAAGUUGGGAAUGCUUGCAAAGUAAAUUUGAUACUGCAAACGAUAGUCGGAGUCAGUUUGGUUGGACUAGCAGAGGCUUUAGCAUUGGCCGACCGUUUCUCAAUUUCAUUAAAGGACAUUAUUGACAUAUUUGAAUUAACAUCAAUGAAAUCGCAAUUAUUAUUAGCCAAAGGCAAAGAAAUGGCCAAAGGAGACUUCAACCCACAGCAACCACUGAGUCACAUGCAAAAAGAUUUACGCCUUGUGCUCAGUAUGGCGGAGAAUUUGGACCAAUCGAUGCCUGUGACUGCAAUUACAAAUGAAGUUUUUAAGCACACAAAACGUCUUGGCUAUAGUGAACACGAUUCGAGUGCCGUAUUUGUAAGAUCCAGAUUUUAACAUUUAGUUAAUACAGCAACAUUUUAAAUGAAUGAUUCAAAUGAUAUGACACGUACAUAUACCUAUAAAACAACAACAAAGGAAACACUAAAAUGCAUCGGUUCAAAGCAUUCGUUUCUUUUACAUGUAAUCCGUUGUAAAUGAAAAUUUCCAAUAUGCCCAUUUAUAACAUAAUAAUUAUUAGGAAAUUAAUAUAAUGUUAUGCAUCUACGCAUUUUCGAAGUUAGGUUAUUUCGAAAGCAAUUAUCAAUGACGGCAACAAAGGUCAGCAGCAAUAUCUCCAAAACCCUAAAUUUAAAAGAUCAGUAUAUAUUUUAUGAGCCACAUAUAGAACAGAAAUAGGUAAAAUUUGGUGUCAGAUCCAUCACAGCAGCAAGAGCAGUCAGUAAUAGACCAUACAUAUAAACUAAAUUGAAAUAAAUACUGACUGACGACUGAUAAAAGUGCAUUCAGAUGUUUCAAGAUAAUGAUACUAAAAAGUGGAGUACGCAAUCUGUGUAGAAUAAAUACACGUGUUUAAAAUAUAUAUAUAAUAUAUGUAUAUAUAUUCGAUUUAUGAUAAGGUUUAAGAAGAGGAAAAUAAAAAUGGCAAAUAUUUUGUGGAGAUGACAGUGAGGUCGAAAAUGUAAUAACGAAUGUGUAAAUGUGCGCAUACAAAAAUUUAAAAAUAUCCUAAUUAAUAUCGCAUGGCGCAUUUUGCAAAUCAUUUAUAUAUUUGUUUUUAUAUACAUAAAUAAAUAAAGAGGACAAACAAUUCUAUAAACAAAA
This is a messenger RNA of Bactrocera dorsalis (oriental fruit fly), 2874 nucleotides long. RefSeq names its product putative oxidoreductase GLYR1 homolog (gene Ndf). Gene Ontology annotation, molecular function: NADP binding; NAD binding; oxidoreductase activity, acting on the CH-OH group of donors, NAD or NADP as acceptor. Bases 325 to 2106 code for a protein of 593 amino acids. The record is from RefSeq and is a predicted model, not a curated record. Lineage: Eukaryota; Metazoa; Arthropoda; Insecta; Diptera; Tephritidae. The transcript is spliced from 10 exons.